GUAGUUCCGUAGCGUACCAACAUGGCGCCUUGGUUGUUGUCUGGAAAAUGUAGCACAAAGGCAUGGCAACGCACCGAUGUGUUCUAGAUCCAUGCAAUGUUCAGCGUUAAUGGUUAAAUCAUUGUUGUACAAGUUUAAUGUAGGCAUAAAAACUGACGUUUAUGAAUUCUAAAGAUUGGCUCAGCAAUAUGGCGCUUAAGGCUAAAGAGGCCGUCAAAUGGGUGUACCAAGAUGGGAUGUUUUAAGAAUAGCUCCAUCACGUGACUAGUGGUAAAAUGGCGGCAGUUACGGAUGAGGCAGACCUGGAGACCUCAUUACUGAGCUUUGAGAAACUGGAUCGAGCAUCACCAGACUUGUGGCCUGAGCAGCUCCCAGGAGUUGCAGAGUUCGCUGCUUCUUUGAAAAGUCCAAUCAAAAGCACGCCUCGUAAAUGGAUGGCAGAACUUGAGAAUGAUGACAUAGACAUGUUGAAAGAGUUGGGAAGCCUUACCACAGCCAACUUGAUGGAGAAGGUGCGGGGCUUGCAGAACCUUGCCUAUCAGUUGGGACUGGAUGAAUCAAGGGAAAUGACACGAGGAAAGUUUCUAAACAUCUUGGAGAAACCAAAGAAAUAGCUGUGCUGUAAUAAGUGUCUGUAUUAUGAAAAACUGAGCCUGAAGAGCCGUUAAGUCUGCCCUACAAGAAUGGUGCUUGAUCAAACGAGUGGCUGAAUUUUGCUGGAUGUUCAAAAAAAUGUCUUAGAAUGCACCAGGUUGUUGCCCUAUGUGUUCACUGUUUGUAAUACAAAAUGUUCUUACCAAAAUGUUAUCUAUAGAAAGAGAGUAUGGUUCUUUUCAUCCUAUGGAAUAAUUAUAGAAUAAAGAAAUACAGGUAUGGGACCUGUUAUCCAGAAUGCUCUGGACCUGGGGUUUUCCGUAUAACGGAUAUUUCCCUAAUUUGGGUCUUCAUGUCUACUAGAAAUUCAUUUAAACAUUAAAUAAACCCAAUAGGCUGGUUUUGCUUCCAAUAAGGAUUAAUUAUAUCUUAGUUGGGAUCAAGUACAAGCUACUGUUUUAUUAUUACAGAGAAAAAGUAAAUAAUUUUAAAAAAUUUGGAUAAAAUGGAGUCUAUGGAAAAUGCUAUCUGGCAGGCUGCUGUUUUUCCAUCUCAAUGUAACUGAAAGCCAUUCUGAGUAAUUCUGAGCUUUCUGGAUAUCGGGUUUCCGGAUAAGGGAUCCUAUACCUGUAUAACAGCAUUAUAUUCAAUAUUAUCAGAACCAUUUAAGAGAACUAAUGUUGUAUUAUUUAUUCUCUUCCAGUAUAUUCCAAAGCAAGUCUUGGCUUCUUCUGUAACUGGCAAAUCAACUUUAUGCUAACUGCUUUAGAAGGAAUACCUGUAUAAUGAUUUGAGAACCAAUUUGCCUGCUUAAAUGUUUCCCUGUAACAUUAAUAGAAAGUUAAAGGGCAAGUUGGAAAAUUGUUAACCAAGUACAUAAGUAGGAUGCGACCCUGCCUACUACGUGUUCUCUGGUGCAAAGAAACCACCUGUUCUGUGGUGGAGAAACAACAGGUAGCAAGCUUUACUUAUGAUUCAUACUGUGGAAUAGCACCUCAAACUAACACCUGGAAAUAGCAUCAUUUAAACAUGAAUAAAGGGUAAAAAGAUAUGUGUUGCAUUCACUGCUACAACAGUGCAUUAAUGGUUCCUUAAUUAGCAAGCAUCACAUCUGCAAAUAUUCAGUGUCUACUCCUGUUAAAUCUAAAGAAUUUGCAGUUAGUCUUAAUUUUUGUUAUAUAUUGUGUUUUUGUUUUCUUUCAACUUUUUGUUCAGCAGCUCUUCAUUUUACAUUUUCAGCAGCUAUCUGCAAACAUACCAGUUUUACCAGUGCAGUCCUUUAAAAACAAUUUAAUUUUUGGAGGUUACUGUUCCUUUAAAUUUCAAGCUAGAAAGAGACAAAAGAGGAUGGCAGACAAUUAAAAAAAAUACCAAAAAAUAUUGUUAAGAAUAAGACAUUCUAUAACAUACAUUGACCUAAAGUUGAACUUACCCUUUUAACUUCUUGGGGUACAAGUCACCAAUCACGUAUUUGAGUUUACAUAGCAAGUGUCUGCCCGUGUGUGGCCUCUUUAAUGUCUUUGUGUAAUGAUUGUGUUAUGCUUUCUUUUUUGGAAAAAGUUUACAAAAGAAUACAAAUGUCCAAAAUGUAUGAAUCCUACUCUAGGAGAACAGGUGCUGUGGUGUAAUAUCACCCAUUAAAUUCAUGCACUCCUUUGA
Molecule: messenger RNA, 2253 nt
Organism: Xenopus laevis (African clawed frog)
Lineage: Eukaryota; Metazoa; Chordata; Amphibia; Anura; Pipidae
Gene: lin52.L
Product: lin-52 DREAM MuvB core complex component L homeolog
Exons: 6
Coding region: 276-614 (112 amino acids)
Biological process (GO): regulation of DNA-templated transcription
Cellular component (GO): DRM complex
Source: RefSeq, a predicted model, not a curated record